This is a messenger RNA of Lethenteron reissneri (Far Eastern brook lamprey), 4256 nucleotides long. It is a transcript of the gene VPS35L, whose product is annotated as VPS35 endosomal protein sorting factor like. Lineage: Eukaryota; Metazoa; Chordata; Hyperoartia; Petromyzontiformes; Petromyzontidae. Gene Ontology annotation, cellular component: endosome. The record is from RefSeq and is a predicted model, not a curated record. Gene Ontology annotation, biological process: endocytic recycling.
CGCUCACGUGACCGCGGACAGCAGUCAUGGCCGCCGUGCAGUGGCACGCACGAAACCGUGACUACGCGCGGGAGCGCGAGCGCGCAUGGCUGGAGGCGCUGCCCGUGGAGCCUGGCGAGUAUCACCCGCUCAAGCCCAUCACGGUGACCGAGUCGAAGGGCAGAGCGGCAAAGGCUGGGGCACACAAGGGCAGCACGUCUUCGCUCUCCACGUCGGUGUCCACUCCAUCGUCAGCGGCGCCCGCCGGGGCCGCUGUGCUGCUGGACCCGCUGAUGUCCGCCCUGGAAGGCAGCGACCCCCUCACACAGAUUGCCAUGGCGUCCGCUGAGCCUUUGGGGGCAGUGGGGGACCCCAACAGGGACGGGGAGCAGAGGAAGCGCGGCUCCAGCACGGGCUUGGGGAGCGACUUCCAGAACUGGGCCCAGAAGCGGCCUGAGAUCCUGGCACGCUACACCACAGUCGAGAAGCUCUCCCUGAGGCUUUCCAUGGGCGCAGACAAGGAUUCAGGGAGGCAUGGUGCGGGAGCUGCUGUUCCCGAGAAGGUGAGGAGCCGCCUGGAGGAGCUCGAUGACCUGGAGGAGGGUUCACAGAGGGAGAUGCUGAACCUGAGCACGCAGGAAUACGUGGGCCGCGUGGAGGAGCAGGGCCAGGCCCUUCGCGAGGCCUGGGCCACUGACCAGAAGGUUAAGGCCCUGAAGAUCGUCAUCCAGUGCUCCAAACUCCUCUCCGACACGAGCGUCAUCAGCUUCUACCCCAGCAAGUUCGUCCUCAUCACGGACAUCCUCGACACCUUCGGCCGCCUGGUGCACGACCGCAUUUGGGCCAUGUGCAACGAGGGUCGACCACCAGGUGCCCCGGCCCUCUCUCCAGACUCCAUAAGCCCGGAGUUGGUCCCGGACUCCGCACGUGAGACCUGCCUCAACUGGUUCUACAAGGUCGCCUCCAUCCGCGAGCUGGUGCCGCGGCUCUACGUGGAGGCGGCCAUACUGAGGUGCAGCCGCUUCGUCAAAACGAGUGGUUUCGAGGAGGUGCUCCCACGGCUGGCGGCCAUGCUGCGCGGCGUGGGCGACCCUCUCGUCGCCAUGUUUGCGCGCGCGUACAUUUGCCGGGUGGGCGUGGAGGGGGCGCCUCACCGACGCGAGCUGCUCACUUGCAACUUCUUCGACUUCCUGCUCACCUUCAAGCAGCUGCAAAGUAACAGCGUACAGAACCUCCUGGCCACGCAGGGCCUGGACAUGCCCAUGUACCUCACCCUGUACUCACCUGCCGUCGACUGGGUGCUGCAGUGCCUGGCCUACCGAGCCCCAGAGACUGUGCUCGUGGAGAUGAUGGAGAGAUGCAGAAAAGUUGGAAACAGUGGGCUGCUGCUCAACUCCAUCAUGUCGGCGUUCCGAGCAGAGUUCAUCGCCGCUCGCACGACCGCCCUCAUCCCCAUGAUCAAGGAAUGCGACGAUUCUGGCUUCCCUAAGCAUCUUCUGUUCCGGUCGCUGGGGCGAAGCUUGGCAGUCGCCGACCCCCCCGAGUCGGACCGCCUGCACGUGCUCAACGAGGCGUGGAAAGUCAUCACGAAGCUGCGCAGCCCCCAGGAUUACAUCGGUUGCGCCGAGGCGUGGAUGGAAUACACCUGCCGUCACUUCACGCAACGCGAAGUAAACACCGUUUUGGCCGACAUUAUCAAGCACAUGACUCCUGACCGCGCGUUUGAGGAGGCUUACCCACAGUUGCAGUCCAUCGUGUCCAGGGUCUUGAAAUAUUUCCAGGACUUCUCCACGCUGUUCGCCAUGGACAAGUUUCUGCCAUUUCUGGACAUGUUCCAAAAGGAGCUCGUCAAGGUGGAGGUGUGCAAGACGGUAACGGAGGCCUUUAUCAAGCAGCAGCGGGAGGAGACGCGGGACCCCGUGAUCGUGAAUGCCUUGAUGAGCGUGUGCAAGACCAUGCACGACUCCGUCAACGCGCUCUCCCUGGACGAUGAGAGGAGAGUCAUCUCGGCGCUCACCUGCGGCUUCAUCCGUAUGAUCUCGUUUGGCCGGGACUUCGAGCAGCAGCUGAGCUUCUACGUGGAGGCGCGAGCCACCUUCACCAACCUGGAGCCAGUGCUUGUCGCGCUCAUGCAUAGUGUGAACCGCCUGGCCAUGGAGACGUGCCGCCUGGUGCGGGGAAACCACACGCGAAAAACGGCGGCGUUCGUGCGGGCAUGCGCCGCCUACUGCUUCAUCACGAUCCCGUCGCUAACCAGCGUGUUCGCGCAGCUCAACCUCUACCUGCUGUCGGGACAGGUGGCGCUCGCCAAUCAGUGCCUCUCGCAAGCGGACGGGUUUUUCAAGGCGGCGAUCGCGCUGCUGGUGGAGGUGCCGCGCUCGGUGAUGGUGGACGGGAAGGCACGCCCCACGGAGCCCAUGCUGCUCGAGUUCCUCUCCUCCUUCCUGUCCACGCUGCUCGUCGUGCCCGAUCACCCCGAGCACAGCGUACUGUACCUGGUUCGGGGGCUGCUCAACGUGCUGCAGGACUACAUCUGGGAGGAGGGCAGCGAUGGGCGCGCACGUGCCUACCUCUCCGUCAUGAACCUGCUGGCCGCCGCCAGCCAGGAGACAUACCUGUACUCCAUCAGCAAGGUGGAUUCGAAUGACAGCCUUUAUGGGAGCGACCCCAAGUUCCUGGGGGAGGUGGACCGGCUCUGUGAGACGAUCCUGGGGCAGGUGUUGGACCAGCUGAAACUGCUGGGCAAGCAGGAGCAAUACAAGCGGCAGAGCGUGCUGGCGCUUGCGCUGCUGGAUACGCUGCUGCUGCAGGCCGACCUGCGCAACAACAAGCUCAACCAGCUCACCGUCAGCCUGUGGGGGCUGGCGCAGAAGCACGGCCAAGCCGACUCGCGUGCCCUGGCGAGGGUGCUGGAGCUGGUGCGGCGGCAGAGCGCGCGCCCCGAGUUGGCUCACUUUGCCGAGCUGGCGCUGCGGAUGUCCCCGCAGGGCCGGCCUUGAGGGGGAACUGCCCGGCAGCGACGCUUGGCGCUCCUCCGCUCCGCUCCGUGCACACCCCGCCUGCCCGCGCGCGGCUCGCCCUGUCGCCCAUCGAGACGCUUGGAAAUAGAAGUCGGGAGUUUGCUGGUUGGGCCGACGGGGCCCCCCCCCCUGAGGUCGUUGAUCGAGAUGCUUUUCUCACGACGCUGACGAGACGGAUCAUUCCCACGUCCACGCGUGCGCACUUUAAUUUUUCCUGCCGCUUGCCGGAGGCUGCUCUCCGAACAUUUUCAUUCCCGAUCGCUGCAGCCCCCGCGGGGCAUUUUUGCGGAAGGAGGGAAUUUCAGGCUGGAAAGGUCCGUUCUGCGGAACUGGGUUUCGCAUCGAAGCGGUUGGUUUUCCCCCGCUGGUCGAUUCGUGGAGAGAUGUGAGCGCAGCGCCCCGAGCCAGCCGUCCGUCCGUCCACCCUUUUGACAUCCGUUUGCACGCAUAAAUCAAGCUCAGUGUACUAUUUUGAUUUAAUUAAAGCACAAGACUAAUAACACCGGUGCACAUCCACGUGAAUAAAAACAUGAUUUAUUCGUCAUUCCCUCAAGCGAGCAAGAACAUUGUGUCAUGAAAAUAAACGGUGGCUUUUUAUUCACAAACCAUCUUAUUAAUCGUCUCGAGUGGCUUCACUGUCAGGAUUAGAGCCAGGAUUAUAAGUCGGGCCUUAAUUCUAACCCUGUUUAACCUCAUCCUGGGUGGCUUGGUGUAGAUGAGAGUUGUUGAGCUAUUAUUGCUAUAUCCAUAAUUGGUUUCAAAAUGUAUUUAUCAAUUCCAAAGUCAUGCAAUUAGAUAAUCGAAUCAAGUGCUAUUUAGUAACAUGCACCGACUGGCACGCGCGAACUGCACCCACAUGCACGGCUUUUUUUUGUCACAUUUGAUCAUCACCAGCCGUGAUCAAAGGCCUUCCAAAGACAUCUCUUACGGCCGCACGUUGUUAAAAUUCACCUAUCACCUGCACAGGAGCCGACUUCAUCACUCCAUCUCUGCAGUAGGCGUCCUCUUGGAUGUGUUCCGCUCCCUUGACUGCCACUCCGUGGUCAUUCUCGACCAUUGGACAUCAUCUCGCCAGUGACGUGUCCUGCCAAACGCCACUCAUUAACAGGAUGCCUCUUUAAUGUGUUGUCUAAUCCAUGUGUGUUCCUCUCCAUGCUUCUUUGCACACUUUUCAGUUUUUUCCACCUUAUUUGAUGUCUGUUUCUGAUCCAUGUGAUGGCAGCUAAUAUACAUUGAUUAAAAACCUAUAUGAUUUAG